AUGACCUUAUGGUUCGGCGAUCAAGAGGCGUAUUACAGCGGAAGAAAACGUUUGGAUCCAGCUACGAACAUUGCUGGCGGUAGGCGUAUGGAGCACGCCGAUAUUCUUCUCUUGGAGCAACUCAUACGUUCGGACACUUACGAGAUCUUCGGAGAAGUGAUUCUCGGACGCGUCUAUGAGAAAAGCUGUCUGUCGAUGAUACAGUGCAACGAGAAACGAGAUAUAAUCUCGGGAAUAUGCCUCUGCAAUUACCCCAACGUCCCGUCCAUAAAUCCCGACGACUGGCUCACUUGGUUGUACACCUUGUACAAGGUGGAAGACGUGACGGAGAGGAACACGAUGUUCGUGCACUUUCUCGUGUGGGACAGACGAUACACCGGCCACUUCUUCAACGAUCUCCUGACCGAUCUCUUCGACGCCGCUUCGUACCUCCAACACAUCGUCCUCGUGCUUCCUCCUCGAAUUAUUAUAGCGGAUGUGUUCGAGGGACGGAUGAUCAGGGUUCCCUUGAGGUGUUCGGUGGACAGGUACUCGAGGCAGUCCGUCUACAUGACCGGUUGCCACUUGGAAAAUCCCAGGCUGAGGAUUCGACGCAUCGUAGAGGAAGAUAACGACGAUGUGAUACCGAUUAUCCACGCCGAGACGGCUCUCGUGAAACAGUAUUACGGGGAAUUUUACGCGAGCGAGAUGGUUCGAUAUCCCGACGAGCAGAGACGAUUGAUCGUAUCGGAGGAUGACGAAGGACUGGCCACAGGCGUGAUGUUUCUCAACAGCAGAGUAGACGUGGACAAGCUGAGCGAGAAUUUCGAGCUUGGACCGUAUAACAGUUUGAGGAAACCACAUAAGAACGAUCGGUUCUUCUCCGAGAGCAUGGAGCCAGCCAGUGAGACCUUCUUCUCGAUUUUCUCGAGGAAACCUCACGAGAAAAUGCCAGAGGGAGUUAUCGCCCCCUCUGCUGAGAAAAUCUCGCCGGAGCAAAGCGUAGAAGAAGAUUUCAGGGACACGGCGAGCACCUCCACGAUCUCGGUCGACGAUCGAUCGUCGAAACCGAACGAACCGCUGUCGGAGACAACUUUUCUCAGCAAUUUACCAUCGAUCGCCGAUUACUUUAACACGUACUACCAGUCCAAACUGAUGACCAGCGCGUUCGUGGACUCUAUAUUCGACAUUCCGCGACAAGCCACUAUCGUGUCUGCGGAUGUCCCGGAGGGCUUAGAGUCCAGCGACAUCAAGCUUCCCACGCAGCCUGUUUAUUGCGGCGCGAUGAACGCGUUCGUCUUGGAAAUUUUCGCGACGCAGGAUCACGUUAAGCAUCGGUCCAGCAGAAACUUCAUCGAGGCUGCGUUCGAGUGUUUCCCCGACUUGGACUACUGCGCCAUUCUUCUGCCAUUUUCUCACCCCUUUCUUCCUUUCCUCGAUCACUUCGUGCGUGUGCCACUGAGAUGCAACAAAGAUUACCCCAUGUCCUUGUACGUAACUCAUCGAGCAGCGCUUCUCGGCGAGUUAAAGGUUCGCGAGGCCAAGCUCUCCGAUCGCGAGGACGUGCAGGAGCUGUUACAGAGGAUUCCGAAGAUGGAGCAGGUUUUGGCCGACUUCGACGAGGCUGCGAAGGAACAAACUUCAGACUUGCGCUGCUUCGUCCUCCUGUGGAACGACACGGUCGUUGGCGUGACGAUUCUGCGCAUAGAGAACCAAGUGACGUAUAUCAAGCGACGUUACCACGUGGAAGACUACAUAGCAACGCAGGAUAUUCCUCACGAUGCGUACGGUCGCGUCCUCCACUUCGUUCUGAUGCCGAUUUUCUCCAUUCAUCUGCCCUACUUCUUCUGCGAGAUCACGCGACACACCGGUCUAAUCGUCCUUUACUACCGACUCGCGAAAAGUGCCACCAGUGCUCUGACUCGCACGCAACCCCUGCCGAUUUGCCUGAAAAUCAUGGUCCCCGUGAGUCCCCGUCAAAGGAUACAGUACGAAUACCGCGGUUGCGUUGAAACCGAUCAGCUUGAGGAAGAACCCGAACCUUUUUCUCUUUUCAUGACGACGCCAAGGCUUGCCAUGAUGCCCGUUACGAUCGUUGAUUCGAAAAUUGUGGUAGUAGGUGCUUCAGAUUGCGGAGUAGCGUUCCUGGAACAGCUCGCCUUCGGGCAGAGUUUCGUUCGAUUCGCCAAUCUCACGUUGAUAUCUCCGAAUGGUCUGCCUUACGAAGACGAAUCCAGCGACACGUCUGCUCGAAUGUUACCCUUCGCGGGAAGAUACUGCCGCGAGUAUCGAAGAUCGGUUCCUGCACGCGUUUGGAUCAACGUGGUGUACGGCACAGUGGUGUUGAUCCAGAGGAAAGAGAAGUACGUUGGGGUGAUGAAUCAAGGAAACAUAGCGUACGAUUAUUUGAUCCUGACUUGCGGACUGCAGUACCAGAGGCCGCAGUUUCAGGAGGAAUUGGACGCUGAAAAGGAAGGAAUACCGACCUUCGAUUUUUGUAGACACUUUCUCGACUACGAAACACCUUGGAACUGUUUGACAAUCAACGACGAUUCAGAGGCAACUACUUGCUUGGAGAAGCUGCAAAUUCUGACGAAUGAUUUCCAAGUUGAAAAGAGAAUUGUGUUUUAUGGGCACAACAUCGAGUGUUACUGUGCUAUUCAGGCGUUGCUCGACUUUGGAGUAAAGGGAUCUUGGAUCACCCUAAUCCUGCCGCCAUUGCCACCUUGCACAACUCACGAGAGCAUUUUCUUCUACGACUGCGAACUGUACCUGGAAGUGAUGAACUCGAUUUCGUCGAACGAGAUCGAGGUGCUGGUUGACUGGGAACUGAUCGAUUGGCACCUGAUUCACUCCCCCGAGGAAAACAUGAUAGAAUCUAUCGAUAUUCGAUUAAAGGGUGAAACUAGGACGCUGGAAUGCGACGCUCUGCUGCCUUUCCACAGAAAGACCAUCAACAUGAAGAUAUUCCUAGGUGCCGAAUCGAAGAUUCAAGGCUUUCACGGCCUGGAGUAUAAUUAUUUCGAGGCUUUCGGGUCGAUUUGUCGGUCAGGAUUAGUGUUCGAUGGUCAACUGGUGAUAGAUCCAGAAUUUCGAACGAACGACGCGUCGAUCUUCGCUGCUGGCACUCUAACCAAGUACUGCAGAAAGUUUCACGCGGAAGCCUGGCAGCACGGCUACUUCAACAGCACAGAGAUCGGCGAAAGACUGGCGAAGUAUCUUCGUUCCUUCGUCGAUAGUCAGCACAAGAAUGGAAAAGUACCGUUCGUCCCUUUCAAAGGCAAAACCUUCCUAACCAUACCCAUAUUUCGAACUCCAAAAGUCGUGGCUUGCAUUCUUCCCGGUGGCUAUCGUUACGCUCACGUCUGCAAGCCUGGAAAAGCCAUGUUACGCAAGAUUGCGAUUAGUUACGAUGUUUAUGGUCAAGUGCUGGGGACUGGCUCGUGCAAGUCUGAGAUCGGCUACUUUCGCAUUAGACUGAAUCGUUUCGACAUCCUAGAGACUGUCACUUGCUUCAGCAAGAAGGAUUUCGAGGUGCGUCAUAUGAUCAAAUUACACGGAAAACACGAAAGCUUGUUGAACGAACUAAAAACACGUUUCCAAAAAUCCCUGAUCGCUGAUUUUUACGCGUAUUUCCGAGAACCCUGGGCGAUGGCCAUCUUCUACGACAGAUUCGAGUGCCUCAGAGUAGAGAACCGAGCCACGUUACUGUCCAAAACGGCGCUUCCUGGCCAAUCUUUGACCAACGAUUGCCUCCGUGUUCUCAUAAGGAACAAAUGGGACGCAAUACGCGAAAGUGAUCGUCGUACCGUACAAAUGAAGUACGCCGGAUCCAUGUACCAGCAGGAGAUCGAGGAGAGUCUCCUGGACUUUUUGCAAUCCUUCGAGGAGGACUUGCCCGUGUACUGCACGCCUGGAAAGCUGCGUGAAUUAUACGCCGACAUCGAGGACAGUCCUCUGUACACCGAUCUCUAAGCCACCGAUCCUGUCGC
Habropoda laboriosa is the source of this 3971-nucleotide messenger RNA. Its product is annotated as cilia- and flagella-associated protein 61-like. The transcript is spliced from 22 exons. Lineage: Eukaryota; Metazoa; Arthropoda; Insecta; Hymenoptera; Apidae. The record is from RefSeq and is a predicted model, not a curated record. The coding region runs from base 1 to 3954 and encodes 1317 amino acids.